CCCCCAACCCUGACAUGGUCGCCCGGCAAUUUUGGCAACAGACAGGCCCCGAAUAUUACGAGUUUCGCGCAGUCUGACUGCUCGGUUUCGGGCUAUGGGCUAUCGGUCAUGGCACUCAUUCAGAAUCAGCAGCAUCGGAGGGCUCCCAGGGCAUCUCGAUGGAGGGUGGCAUCCGAUGAAGAUCGCUUCAAGUUGCAAUGCAAUGGGUACACCCAGUAGAGGCACCAUACGUACCCCUACAGUACCGCAGCCCCGAAAAUCCCACGUCCGUAACGCGCGACCGGACAAAACAACGCUAAUGACGCCGGUGGUGUCUUGACCACAGCCUUGCAGUAGGUACUAUCUUUUUGCCCCGGACGCUGCACCCAUCAUCAUCGGCAUGGUCCAGGCUCUUUCUGUCGCCAUCACCCUUCUGCGAGUCAAAGUUCAACCGGCACCAGAAAUCCUUAUAUGUCCAGCACCGGGUUUAUGCUUGAAGCCCGGCCGUUUUUGUCGGGCAUGGAGCUCGCAAGCCCGUCACCUACAAGGUACGGUUCCAGUCUGCGACCGAGAAAGGAAAUCAAUCAGUGAGGUGGAAACUCGAGGCCCCACUCAACGUAAUUGGUAAGGUGGGAUCCUGUGGAGAGUUCGGCCGUGAAAGCACCUGCCCACUGGUGCUGCAAGUGUUCCAGUGGUGUUCCCAGCGGUGGUCCGCACGAUAUGCCGUUGUGGGAGCACUUUUGCAGCAGUGGCUUCGCUUUUUCCCUUGCCCAGCAAGGAUUGGCCGCCAAUUCCAGCCUAGCACGACGCGCCUGUCUACAGUAGCGUCGCAACGGCCAUUCGACACCUGUUCACAGUCAAGCCAUCGCGAUCCGCCAAUUAUCGCCGGUCUAGGUGGCAGCCGGCCCGUCUAGUGUACGGUGCAGAUCUGGGAGAUGAUGCUGCUCGAGAUCUCUCAGGGGAUGUGGUCUCCCAGGCCUCUCCAGCGGGGCUGUUCGUCGUCUUGGAAUUGGAUGCCCGGCAUGGCUGCAUGGCCGCUGCCUGCCUGCCCUCGGGGUUUCAGGGCCCCAGGCUGUACUUUACUUACACCUGGGAGGGACCGUUGGGACCACUGGGACUGGUUUCCC
Neurospora hispaniola is the source of this 1106-nucleotide messenger RNA. RefSeq lists its product as uncharacterized. The transcript has 2 exons. Lineage: Eukaryota; Fungi; Ascomycota; Sordariomycetes; Sordariales; Sordariaceae. Bases 380 to 607 code for a protein of 75 amino acids. The record is from RefSeq and is a predicted model, not a curated record.